UACAGCAACUAGGUCCAACAGGUAGGCAAGGCCCUCUCCGGUCACAAGCCUCCACAGAACUCUCCCCGACUUUGCCGUCCACUCCCCCGCCGCAGCCGCGCCGUUCGCCGGGACAGGAGGGAUAGUAGAGCACCAGGAUGCCGGCGACGCCGACGAUCAUCGGUGCCCUCCUGGGGCUGGGCACCCAGAUGUACUCAAACGCUCUCCGCAAGCUCCCCUACAUGCGCCAUCCAUGGGAGCAUUUGUUGGGGAUGGGUCUCGGUGCAGUGUUUGUGAACCAGCUGGUAAAGUUUGAUGAGAAGCUCAAGGAGGACCUCGACAAGAUGCUUGAGCGCGCCAGGCUAGCCAACGAGCAGCGCUACAUUGGUACUGUGCUAACUUGCCCUGGCAUGUUAUGUCUGCAAAUUCAUUUUGCUAUUGUUGCCGGUAGUUCUCGCUAAUAAUCUGCUAUAUUGCGUCAGCCAUUAACCAUGACUAGGAGAGUUACAAGAUGUAUCAUUUUGUUCCAAUUUUAACAUAUAAGUUGUCAUACCACCAGUCCACCAGUAGGGCUGGAAACGAGCCGAGCAUCGGCUCGGUAACUCGACGAGCUGAAGGAGGCUCAAGCCGGCUCGGCUUGGCUCACGAGUUGCACCCAGAUAAAUAUUGUUGCAUUAUACUAUAUAAUUAAUUAACAGGAUGUAAAUGUGGAAUAUAGAAUCGUCAUUCAACAUUACGAGUAACCUAAAUUAUGAAUUGUCAUAUAUCCUAAGGAAUGAGCUAUCUAUCUAAAGAAUUAUCCAUUAUCCAUUAUCCAUCAUUAAUCUGCAGUUUGAUUAAUUUAGCACACCUAGCGUAGCUCUGGCUCGCGAGCCGGAACGAGUCCACUCGCUGCACCAACGAGCCCAAAAAACCGUGCCACUCCAAGCUCGAGUAGGCUCGCGAGCUUUGAGCUUAUUUUCUAGCCCUAGUUGGCAGUGUUCGAAGAAUGGAAUGUGUUUAGUUGUAUUCUAAAACCCUUUUAUCCUUAAUGCAAUUUUCGAGGAAAACACACACAUUUGAUUCUGGUCGAAACAGUGGGACUGGAGAGAUUGAGGAGCACCUUCACCUACCUUGUCAGGCUUAUAGAGACUUCUCAUAGGCGCAGACCUAUAUGUUAAUCAAUGGGUCAAAGUUUUCUAUGCUAUAGUUUGCAUUGACCUAGAUCACAAACGGAUCCAGUUCUGAUUUGAGGGACGUUGCUAUAGGCUAUAUGCUAGAGAGAUUAGAGACCUUUUCGGCUUUCCAGCUUCUUAGACUAGGAUACACAUCCUGUGCUAUGGAGCUGCAAAUCUACUAAGACGUCCUCACGGCAGGGAUAUACCAUCGUCAGCACAUGUGACUUCGUUGUUCAUGCCACCCUUUAGAGAUGGGUCCUGCUGAGCUCCAGUAGUGCCUUUGAGUACGCUAAUUUGAUCUGCAAAUUUAUAUUUCAAUCUGCCUUCCUGACAGCACAGGUAAAGAGAUCUACAAAGUCUAUAAUUUGACUGUCUAAGUGUGAAACAAAGCUGCGACAUCACAAUUUGCUUAGACAUGGGAAUCUUUAAGUUUCCGUAUCAGGAUCUUGCAUAAAAUGGAAAUGGAACACAUCUCCCACGAGCUACGUUAGCAAAUCACCUUUCAGCUUUGCUUGAAAAUGGAAAUGGAGGAAAAUAUAUGAAUUUCAAAUCAUUUGAAGAACUUUCAUUUCUGAUAUCAGGGGUAAAGGGUGAACUUAAGACCUUCCAAAAGGAAAAAAGUAGAUUCCUUUACUUCCAUAGAAACGUUGGAGUCUUCCUGAGUUUCUUUUUUUGUGAUGUGAAUAUUCCCAGUCAUCCUUGCAAAUGUAGUGCAAAAGGGCUAGUGUGGCAAUUUAGACUUGUUUGUUUCUUUACUGUGUUUUUCACUGUAUCUGAUUUGAAUAAGAUGUCUUUCACACUAAUAAAGUGUUGUCUUAAUGGGUUUAAAAAAUUAUGUAUUUUGAGGAUUGUUUGAAAUAUCAUUAGGCCCAGUUUGGAUCCUUAGAAUUGAAUUAUAUGCUAACAAUAGUAAUUUAGACAUAGAUCAAUUAAGCUACUAUGGUUUUAUACUGAAUAUAUUUGUAUAUUGCUGCUGGUCAGGGAGCGAGCCGAAGAGCUUUUUAUAAUUUGGAGAGUAGAAACAUAGACUAGUAAUACACAAAAUCAAUUUCCACCCCUCAUCCUAUGAAUUUGGGAUAGACUUAUAUCUAAUCUUUGGAAAGUGGUGGAAUGUCAAGUUUCAAACCAAAUAACAUAUUCUAUUAAGUAAAUUCCAAUUCCUUCAAAAAUCAAAAUGAAGGGAUUCAAACGGUCCCUUAGUGUAAAUGUUGUUCUCUAGUAGCGGGCUGAGUGCUACAUCAUCAGUAGCGGGCUGAGGAGUGAGGACAUUUAAUCUUUAGUCCUGCCAUAUUGGUACCGUGCAAGAGUUGGUUUUAGUUCCAACCUUUGGCCCUAUCUCUAUUGUAAAAAGCGUACUUGGAUUAGGUGACAUUCAGUCCCUUUCAAAAGGCCUUAUAUUGGUCAAAGUCUGAACCUAAUAUCAUAUUCUUAUUUCAAUCUGCACACAUUUUGCACCAGCUUAUCAAUUUUGUUGAUUUUUGCUUCUCCUUUCUUACAUUCUCCCAACCCAAAAAAUGAUUGCAUUUUUAAACUGUUAAUUGUGUCGAAGAUCAUACUAUAUUUCAUUCUCACUUUACCGAUGGGAAGUCCUUCAUAAUCCAGAAGAAAAAAUAUUGUGGGUCUAAAUGCUUGUGUCGUUUUGUUCUAAUGUUACUUGAUAUCUGUAAUAUGUUGGCCUACAUGAUCUAACUUCACCAUAUUAAGUAGUUGUACAUAAGAAAUAGGUACUUUCUCCAAUUGCUAUUUGGCUACGGAACAAAGUCGGGCUGUAAAUUGAAGGUUAAACCGGACCAUAGUUUCCAAGUAGGAAUUUGUUAUGGCUGCAAGUGGGAAGGCUUUACUACCAUUUUACAGUUAUAAGGUGCUGCAAAAAUGUGGCUGCAUGGCUAACCUAUACCUGAAUGGUGCUAUUCCUGGUUGUGAAUCCAUAAAGUGGCUGAAAGCAGUUGAUCAUUGUACCAGUGUGUACUACUCCGUUCUUUUUUAUUUGUCGCGGUUUAGUUUAAAAAUGAACUAGCGGACGACAAAUAUUCGAGAACGGAUGUAGUAUAACAUUAGAGG
Messenger RNA from Zea mays, 3197 nucleotides. RefSeq lists its product as uncharacterized. The transcript has 2 exons. The coding region runs from base 138 to 440 and encodes 100 amino acids. The record is from RefSeq and is a predicted model, not a curated record. NCBI's taxonomy places the organism in Eukaryota, Viridiplantae, Streptophyta, Magnoliopsida, Poales, Poaceae.